Molecule: messenger RNA, 1786 nt
Organism: Grus americana (Whooping crane)
Lineage: Eukaryota; Metazoa; Chordata; Aves; Gruiformes; Gruidae
Gene: LUC7L
Product: LUC7 like
Exons: 11
Coding region: 501-1562 (353 amino acids)
Biological process (GO): mRNA splice site recognition
Cellular component (GO): U1 snRNP; U2-type prespliceosome
Molecular function (GO): mRNA binding
Source: RefSeq, a predicted model, not a curated record
CCGGCUCCGCACCCGCCAUGUCGGCCCAGGCGCAGAUGCGGGCCCUGCUGGACCAGCUCAUGGGCACGGCCCGGGACGGUUCAGUGUAUCUUUGCCUGCCUACAUCAAUCUGCAAGGGAGUUGCAGAAAAGCCUCAUGUUCAUCGAGCCGUGAGUCACAACCAAUUUUUAAAGCUGUUAUAACAAAAAAAAAAAAGUGUUUGCUUUUUUUCACAAGUAAUUUUAAGUGUAGCUUAGAAAGAAAAAAAAAAAAACAUUUUCAGUAGACACAACAUUAUUCCUGGAUGCUUGCAAAUCCUAAACUAUAUUCAUACUUUAGUAUUACACAUACCUGUGUCAUAUACACAGAUGAGCUUUAAAAUUGUCACAUACCAUUACCACUUUGCCUUUACUUUUAUGUAUCAUUCCCCUGACUUCCUUACUGCAGGUGUGGGCAAGAAAACUUUUCCUUUAAAACUUUUCAACAGUGGGCAUAAAAUUCUGCAGCUGAGGUCUUGAAGAAUGCAGAUGGGAGAUGAAACCAGACAAAGGGUGAAGUUUACAGACGAUCGUGUUUGCAAGAGCCACCUUCUGGAUUGCUGUCCUCAUGAUAUCCUGGCCGGAACACGAAUGGACCUGGGAGAAUGUACAAAGAUCCAUGACUUGGCACUGCGAGCAGAUUAUGAGAUUGCGAGUAAAGAGAGAGACCUGUUUUUUGAGCUGGAUGCAAUGGAUCACCUGGAAUCCUUCAUCGCAGAGUGUGACAGGAGAACAGAACUGGCCAAGAAGCGCCUGGCUGAGACACAGGAAGAGAUCAGUGCUGAAGUGUCUGCAAAGGCAGAGAAAGUACAUGAGCUGAAUGAAGACAUUGGAAAACUCCUAGCUAAAGCUGAACAGCUGGGAGCUGAAGGAAAUGUUGAUGAGUCUCAGAAGAUCCUGAUGGAAGUGGAGAAAGUCCGAGCAAAAAAGAAAGAGGCAGAGGAAGAAUACCGAAAUUCAAUGCCUGCAUCCAGUUUCCAGCAGCAGAAGCUGCGUGUGUGUGAAGUCUGUUCAGCAUAUCUGGGUCUCCAUGACAACGACCGGCGUCUUGCUGACCACUUUGGAGGCAAAUUACACUUGGGUUUCAUUCAGAUUCGUGAGAAACUGGAUCAGCUGAGGAAAACAGUGGCAGAAAAGCAAGAGAAGAGAAACCAGGAUCGUUUGAGACGAAGAGAGGAGAGAGAACGAGAGGAGAGAAUGGGCAGACGGUCUGGAUCAAGAAAUAGAGAUCGUCGAAGAUCACGGUCUCGGGAUAGGAGGCGAAGACGCUCGAGAUCAGCUUCCCGUGAACGACGGAAGUCUCGCUCCCGGUCCCGAGACCGACACAGGCGCCACCGGAGCCGUUCCCGCAGCCACAGCAGAGGUCACCGACGGGGGUCCAGAGACAGGAGUUCAAAACACAAAUCUUCUAGAGAUGGAUCUUCAAGAGAAAAGUCACGAGACAGAGAGAGAAAAGAGAAGAGCUCUUCUGAGAGGCGGCACGAGAGCACAAAUGGCAAAUCUCGUUCCAAGAGAUCAGAAGAGAGAGAAGCUGGCGAGAUCUGAACUCAAACGAUCUGUGUUGCACUGUAAAUAGUCUGAUAAACAUUCUACACAAAAGCCUAAAUUUCCCAUUUAUAUUUACUGAAUACAACUCAUCUUUUGUAGUUUGGAAUUUUUAUUGUUUGGCAGAUAGCUGUGAGUUUGUAGAGACGCAGAGUUACGUACCGUUUAACAGGAUUUUGUUUUAGUAGGAAUAAAUAAAUCCGGAUGGAUCGUUUUCAAUUCAG